ACCUGGAAUGGCUUACACUUGUGACCAUUUGUUCUCGUCUCUCUGUCAAAUUUGCGGUGUGAUCCUGACGAUCGGAGAGAGAGGGUGGGUGAGGAGGUAUUGAGGCGUGCGUUCGAGUGGUCGAGGUUGGAGAUGGGGAAGCGCAAGAGCGCGGCGAAGCCGGCUCCGCGGCGCGGCCAGGAGAAGCUCGCGACGGUGUUCAGCUGCCCUUUCUGCAACCACGACAACAGUGUGGAGUGCCGCAUGGAUCGCAAAAACCAAAUUGGAGAGGCGUCUUGUCGAAUAUGUCUGGAGAAGUUCAGCACGCCUAUUGAUUCGCUCAGUGACCCCAUCGAUGUCUACAGUGACUGGAUUGACGAGUGCGAGCGUAUCAAUGGUGGAGCGGAAUCUUGAGAUCUUUGAACGAGGGUUCAAGUGAUAGUCGUAUUUUCUUGAUACUUAAGCUUAAGUGUUCUUCUCGAGUGGAUUCCACAGAGGUUUUGUACAGACUUCAGGGAACUGGAUAGCUAGCCGCACUCAGUGAGCGUAAAAAGUAAUUGUUCGAGUCUCGUGUGCGGUUACUUGCGGAAACUCUGUGUGAAAAUUUCAAACGAGUGGGAAGUAUCACUCUAUGGAUUAGUGAGAGCUGAGUAAAAACAAGAUGUAGGAAAUUAAUUACGCUCAUGGGGUUGUAGAUUAUUCCACGGCCAGCUUUUUGGUCGAAUCCCUUCAUUAUGCUGCUACCUUAGUCUGUAAAUGGAUACUCAGGAUCUCAAAUAUAAGUUCCUCUCUUUACCAUAUUCUGUUCAGUAUCUGUUUGAUGGUUCCAUAAGAAAUAUCCGUAGAAUCGUAGCAGAUUCAUCAAAGUGUAACCAACAAGAGAUGGCGCCAAGAAAUAUUCUGCCACGUAGCAUUUGUUUAUGUUUAGAUUAGAAGUAAGAGCUUGGAUGCAGAUGCGCUCUUGGCUCAGGCUAAAAUCCAAUUCCUAAAUGAUAAUAUCAACGCGUCCAACCCCUGCUGAGGGUUGGCAUGUCGUUUUCUGUUCUGUUA
This is a messenger RNA of Physcomitrium patens, 1029 nucleotides long. Its product is annotated as transcription elongation factor 1 homolog. The record is from RefSeq and is a predicted model, not a curated record. Gene Ontology annotation, cellular component: transcription elongation factor complex. Gene Ontology annotation, molecular function: RNA polymerase II complex binding. Gene Ontology annotation, biological process: transcription elongation by RNA polymerase II. Lineage: Eukaryota; Viridiplantae; Streptophyta; Bryopsida; Funariales; Funariaceae.